This is a messenger RNA of Argiope bruennichi, 1627 nucleotides long. RefSeq lists its product as uncharacterized. NCBI's taxonomy places the organism in Eukaryota, Metazoa, Arthropoda, Arachnida, Araneae, Araneidae. The record is from RefSeq and is a predicted model, not a curated record. The transcript is spliced from 6 exons. The coding region runs from base 152 to 1216 and encodes 354 amino acids.
AGCGAUGGUUGCGGAUUCUUAUUGUAAAGGCAAAUACAGGGGUGCAUCUAUUCACUGGACCACCGGGAGAGAGGAACAGACCCUUAAAGAUGUUUUCCUUCUCUAAGCUCUUGAAGGAUGGUUUAUUUGUAGAGCAUAUAUCUGAAGCAAGAUGUUAGAAUCGAAGAAAGAACUCGUAGUCUUAGAAAACAAUCUUUCAAGUGCUUCCACAAAACGCAGUCCUUUUCAUCUUCUUUCAAGCAUAUUCAGUAAGAAGAAAUCGAAUCUGUUAGAAAACGAGCACCAGGAGAAAUCUGGUAAAGUUGGUGAACUUCAAAGCAGCAGCACAACAAAUGUUUAUGAAAAACAGCCCCCUGAAUCAGGAAGCAGUUCGAUUCCUAAAAGAUGUUCCACAACUCCGGGAAGUUUAGAUGAUAGUUCAGGCGGUCGAAUCGAGGCCAAUUUCUUGUCUCCAGCCGCUACUGCAAGAAGGAAGAAUCUUAAAAUUGACCUUGAAACGUUACAUCUGUCCAGGCAAGACAACCCAUAUUUAAAGCAACUGGAACGCUUCAGUUUACCUGAAGAAACUAUUUUAUCUUGUGCGGACUUGAAUUCCCUUGCAGAAAAAGCUCUUCUUGAAAGCGAAUGGCAACUAGAUUCUGAGAGAGAUAUUGACAUCCAUCAGCAUCUGGUUCGAAGUCCUCCACCACAAUUUCCUCAAAAUAUCACUCAUUUUAUAUACAGCCAGGCUAAUUCACCCAAGCGACAUGGCAAUCAAAAUUCUGAAAAUGGUGAUGAAUCCGAUAAAAAUAAGAAACCUCUCAAUCCAGUUCAGCCGAAAAAAGAAACUGGUGUAUUAGAUCCAAGUAUCCGAGAAGUUCUUGAGUAUCAGAAAUCUCAACUGAUAGCAGGCCUUCAACAUUCCUUGAACAUUGGACAAGCAAAAUUUGGUACCGCUCCUGCCCACUAUGUGCCAGUUCAAGUAAGCAAGAGCAGCCACAAUGCUCAAAAUUCCCAUUCUCGUUGGACUCAUGAUUCUGGUUCCCGGGUUCGUGAUCCGGAACAACAGGUAGCAAUUCCUCAUGCCACAUCAUCCCUGCCAGGAUUAACUAGCUGCUUCUUAGAUUUAGAGCAGACUUGCCGGAGAACGACUCUAGGACCCAUUAGAAUAGGAAGGACAUUAUCAGAUUCUAUUUGCCAUGACAACAAACUUCGAAAAAUUGGUUCGAAUCAAUGAAUCUACUGUACAUAUUGGGAAAAAACUGUAAAUUAAUCAAAGGAAGCCUAACCUCGCAUAAAAGGUAGAAAAGUUUAGGAGAAAAGGCACAGUAUAUUUAUGUAAUUUAAAUACAAGUUGUGCCUUUGUAUUAUUUUUACUGUACAAAGUUCAGUACAUUUUAAAUUAAUUUACGAAAACCAGAGAAAUCAAAUAUUCUAAUGGCAGUUCAUCUUGUCGUGGUUUUUACUUAAAAAUUUCAGGCUUUUCUCAAUUCACUGAUUAAUCAUGCAAUAAUUGCCAAGCAGAUUAUUAUAGCUGGUAAGGCUAUAAAGAAAUCAGUAAAGCCAAAAUUUAGACACAUUCAUGUGUUGAUCCUUCAUAGGAUUGUUACGAUUUCAGAGAAUUUUGUAUAGCUCUCCUUGGUCUGCU